AUGAAGAACUGGAGUGGAGGACACGUGGCAGAGUUUGUUUUGGUGGGCUUCCCCACCUCCUCCUCUGUACAACUGCUUCUCUUUGGCCUUUUCCUUACACUCUACCUGAUGACCUUGCUGGAGAAUGUACUCAUUGUGUCCACAGUCUGGCUCAUGCCAAGCCUCCAUCGUCCAAUGUACUUUUUUCUUGGCCAUCUUUCCUUUCUGGAGUUAUGGUACAUCAAUGUCACAGUUCCCCGACUCUUGGGAGCUUUCCUUACACAGAACCGGAAGAUCUCCUAUGUAGGCUGCAUGACCCAGCUCUACUUCUUCAUUGCACUGGCCUGCACUGAAUGUGUCUUGUUGGCAGUCAUGGCUUAUGACCGCUACCUGGCCAUCUGUGAGCCCCUCCGUUACCCUAGUCUCAUGACCUCCAGCUUGGCCACUCGCCUUGCUCUUUCUUCUUGGGGGAGUGGCUUCUUCAGUUCUAUGAUGAAGCUUCUCUUUAUUUCUCGACUGUCCUAUUGUGGCCCCAACAUCAUCAACCACUUUUUCUGUGAUAUUUCCCCACUACUUAACCUCACCUGCUCAGACAAGGAGCAGGCAGAGCUAGUGGACUUUCUCUUGGCCCUGGUGAUGAUUCUACUCCCUUUGUUGGCUGUGGUUUCCUCAUAUGCUGCCAUUAUUGCAGCCAUCUUGAGGAUUCCUACUGCACAGGGACGCCACAAAGCUUUCUCCACCUGUGCCUCUCAUCUGGCCGUGGUUGUUAUUUACUACUCCUCCACUCUCUUUACCUAUGCACGGCCCCGGGCUAUGUACACCUUCAACUACAACAAGAUCAUCUCUGUGCUCUACACUGUCAUUGUACCAUUUCUCAAUCCUGCCAUAUAUUGCCUAAGGAACAAGGAGGUGAAGAAUGCUCUCAGAAAGGCAGUGUUGGGCAGGUGCUUCUCUCUCAGGGAUGCUCCUGGUUGA
Sorex araneus (European shrew) is the source of this 954-nucleotide messenger RNA. RefSeq names its product olfactory receptor 6P1. The record is from RefSeq and is a predicted model, not a curated record. Bases 1 to 954 code for a protein of 317 amino acids. NCBI's taxonomy places the organism in Eukaryota, Metazoa, Chordata, Mammalia, Eulipotyphla, Soricidae. The transcript has a single exon. Gene Ontology annotation, cellular component: membrane. Gene Ontology annotation, molecular function: olfactory receptor activity; G protein-coupled receptor activity. Gene Ontology annotation, biological process: G protein-coupled receptor signaling pathway.